Molecule: messenger RNA, 552 nt
Organism: Acaulospora colombiana
Lineage: Eukaryota; Fungi; Glomeromycota; Glomeromycetes; Diversisporales; Acaulosporaceae
Source: the annotation of a GenBank genome assembly
AUGAAGCUGUUAUUGAAGAAUUACGAGAUUGCUUCCGUGCUCCCUUCCUUGGUACUCGCUCUAGAAAUUGUCCUGUCCAAAUUCGUGGACAGCCACGUAAGGGAAUUCUUCCAGUCCCAUAUUGCACCGGAUCUCGCUAUCCUUCCACAUUUUGCUUACGUUCCACCGCCUCCCGUUCCCUACCCUGAUCCGCCUCCAAGUGACAUAAGGGGAAACCCUUAUGCCAGAAUAAUUUGUGAGGUAGCUGUGGCCCAAAGCUCCAAAAACUUGAACAUCAAGUGCAGGCGAUGGAAGCGGGAGGAGUACGUACAAGAUGUACUCGGUAUCAAACUUUACGAUGUAAAGACUACACGCAACAACCCACAAGGAAUGUUAGAUCGGGCAAUGAAGUUUUCAAUAUUAGGCUACGCUUUGGCGGUCAGGGGUCGCAAGGCGAAAGGUAAGGUUUACUUGUUGAAAGAACUUCCUACUGCCUGUGAUGCUCAAAGUGCAUUUUAUAUAACAGUGGAAAUUUGGAACCGUGCAAAAAGACGGGUCUCCUUUUGGCCCUAA